CUUAAUGAAGUCGACGGAGUAGGAACGUAAUAAAUCGGUGUCUCCAAGGAAAUAAUAUUGAUGUUUUAUGUUUUUUUUUAUGAACUAUAGUAGUAUGGGCGAAGUAUUGUUCCAGUUUUAAAAACUGACUUAUUACGGAAUACGUUCGGAGAGGUGAAAAAAUGAUAAGAAAUCAAUUUAAAACAUUUCCUAACCAAGGUAGGCAUGGAUCCUAAGGAUUUGAGGGCCAACGCACCACUCAGUAUAAGCGUCAGUGAUGACACCACUAAAUAUGCCCACAGCAGUCCAACGCUUCAAGCUAAUAAAAGCAGAUCAUAUCAUGAAAUCGGAUCAACCUCAAUGGGUAAAAUGGACGCUACGGCCGUGCGACCAUGCGCUAUUAUUGGACCUGACCGGGUGCUCCCACAGACCUCAGGAGAUGUGUGUUUAAAAAAAGCAGUUGAACCAUGGCCUUGCUCAGAAAAUACAUACCGUCAACUACCUGAUUACCCAAACAGGUUGUCUGACUAUUCACCUAUUAGAAACAUAUCACCAAGACAGACAUUCCAAGAAAAUAUGCAGCGGAUAAUGGUACCCCCUAGUUACAAUUAUUUAAAAAAUAGUGAUGAUAAUAGCAACUUAAAAAAUCCUAAGUUAAACAUGCCACAAGAUGCUAAAUACUGUGAUGUGCCUUAUAAUAUGAACUCUGUGUCCAAUGAACUUAAAAGUGUUAGAAAUAAUGAUAUACCAAUGCCUAGUGUUAAUCCAGCUUACGGUAGAAGUGUACCACAUUAUGGAUGGCCUGGUGGUGUUAAUAUUCGACCGUCAAGACCUUAUGUUGCUCCUGAAAUUUAUCAAUAUCCAGAAUAUCCUAGUUGUGUUGGUCCUAGACCUGUGACAAUAUCACAUCCUCACAGAAUAAAUAGUGAAGACACUGCUCAAGUCUUUUCGGAACGUUUAUAUCAAGAGGCUAAUAUCCGCUUUAAGCCAUAUCCCACUUUAAAAGAAAAACAUCAGCAGGCGAGGUAUGACUAUAUAAAUAAUUACAAAAAUAGUUUUCAUCCACCUCAUACAUUCCCACCCCACAAAUAUGAAUUGCAAAAGUCAUUACAAACCCAUCCCUACCCUAUGUAUCCCCAAGUACCUUUAAAAUAUUUAGACAGGAGAAUACACGAAACUUUUGUUGAUGGGUACCAACGGUCUAAUCAACAACCAAAUUUUAAUUCGCAAUUUACACAUAAUCCAGUUAUUCAUCCUCCAUAUGGUCCCAUAUCAGGAAAUUGUAUACAAAAUAAAUCUUUUGUAGAUUCACCAAGUAAACCUAUAACCACUAAUAGGAUACAACAUGAAACUAAUAAUAAAACUUAUUUUGAAGAUCCUUCUCGUAAUAAAGGAUAUCCCAUACCUGAGAGUGUUUACUUUAGUGAUGCCAACCAUGCUCAGCAUUUGAGAAGUGAAAUUCUAUUACCAAACCGAUCUACACUAAAUAUGCAUCCAAUGCAACAACAUCAAAUUUACCGAAGAGACAAUUUACCUAUAAAACAUCAUGAGUAUAAUCCUCAUUACAGGAAUACAGAUCAGUCUGUUAACUUAAAUUAUUCAUUAUCAAGGCUACCUUUACAAUAUUCACCAAAUAUGUUUGCCAUUUCUCCAUCAGAUUCAAAUACUAGUAAUGAUACUAUACAUACUAUAGGAACUCAAGAAGACUGUGGAUAUGUAAGUCAGUCAUCAACGAACAGUGUAAGAAGUUUAGAUGCUUUUUCUAAAGACAUUUAUAGAAGACAUGAUUACAAUAUGCAUACAGUACCAAGAAGUGUAAAUAGUUCUGAUAAAAUAUCUAAGAAUAAUAACAAUUCUUCAAACAAAAAAAAUAUUGAUGUCAGACAAUUUUUACAAAUGUGGAAUGAAGGCGAAGAUGAAGCAAAUGAAUCGAGUAAAGAAACUGUACAUCAAAUUCAUCCAAGCAUUUUUCCUACACAACCUAAAACUAUUGAUAACCAGGAACAGCUUUAUGUUCUUGGAUUAGUUAAUGUUCCUAGUGAAGAACUUAGCAAAUAUGAGCAUAUUCAAAAAAUUUCUGAACUUCCCGAAAAUAUAAAAGGUUAUAAUAGUAUAGAGUUACUUAACCAAUAUGAAGAACUUUUAGAAAAACCAAGUAAUAGUAAUUACAAAGUCAUUCCAAAAGUACAUAAAGACCACUCUUCUAUGUUAAAGAGAGCGAAUGAUAAAGAAAAUAAUUCUUUGCCUCGUCCUGUAUCACCUUUAGAUGUAGAAGCAAAAAUAAGUCAGUCCGUUAUUCAUAAGGAAGUCGGAUGUAAUUUCGAAAUUAAACCCUGUAGCCCAGAAAUGUUAAAUGUAGAAGCUGCAACACCAAUACAGAAUAUAUUAGGAGAAAGGAUCAUAGAAAAAAUUACCAAUCCAAUGACAUCCAAGUCACCAAUAUUACCAAAAAAUGAUGAUAUUAAACCUCACAAUUCUGAUAUAAAUACUAUUAAAAUUGCAAGCUGUGACAUUAUUAAUAAACAAUUUCCUGGUAAUAAUUACGGCAAUAUAGCCAAAAAUAACAACUUUAAUGUGCAAGAUUUCGAAAGCAAUUCUGGCAUAUCUUUCGCAUCUUUGCCUAGAUUGGAUAAUGAUAUUGAACUAAAUUUUCCUGAAAUUAAUCAACAAUUUAUAAAAGCAAACAAUAUAGAAACUGAAGCUCAUUUAUUCCAAAAGGAUUUAACCCAAUUAAAUGAAACAACUCAAGAAAAAAGUAGUCAUCAAGAACUGAGUAGUUUAUCCCCACAAUUUUGUUUAGGUUCUGCACCAGAAAAGCAAUUUUCUAAAUUGAGUAAAUACAGAAAAACCAAAAAAUGUGAUAUGAUACCCAAAGAUGAUGAUAUUAUGGAGAAAAACAUAGUUGCAGUACAGCAGCGAAUAAAUAGUGUAAUAAUAAAAAAUCCCGAUACUAAAUUACAAGAAGAAAUUGAAGAACCUUUCACAAUGUCUAAUAAAACUACAUCUGAAAAUAUUCAUUAUAACUAUACAAAGCAAGAUCACGACAAACUUUUUUCCUCUUUUAAACCUGAAAACAGUAAAAAUGAGCAAACAUCGUUUGAUACUGCUAUUGACUUUAGCUUGAAUAAACCUGAAACAGAUGUAUCUUACGACUGUGUUAGUAACAAUUAUGUUGAAUCACAUAAUUCCGGUGAUAAACAACAAAUAAUUAUCAAUGAAAAUGAUAAAGAUAACGUUUCUAAGGAUCUACCUCUAGAAUUACGAUUAGAACAGAUAAAAGAUCAGGAAAUAGUACAGGAAAAUAUAAACAAACAACCAAUAGAAUAUUCAGGACACAAUAACAACACGGACACAAAUGGCAAUUCGGUUUCUAAGGAACAAAUUCAAGAAUUACACGUUGAAUGCAUAGAAGAUCAUAAAGCAAUGGAAGAAAAUAUUAACAAUGAAAUUGAACAUUCAGAUCCUAUUAAUGAAUCACACUAUUCCGCAAAUAAUUGCAAUAUAAGCUUCAGUUCUGAACAAGAGUUUACUUCUAGAGACGAAAGCGAAAAAUUACAUCAAAAACAGAUAAAAGAUCGUGAAGCAACAAAAGAAAAUAUAUCUAAAGAACCAUUAGAUAAUACAAUUCAAGUAGAAGAAAACAGUGCUAUAAUCACUCGUGAAUCUUAUGACGGUCUUAAUACAUGUAGUGUAGAACCACAUCAUUUUGAUACGGUACGAUACGAUAGUCGAGAUACGGAAACACAUUCAGAAACUAUUUCUUCGAAGCAAUCUGAAGAACUACACGUAAAACAGAUUAAUUAUCAAGAAACAAUAAAAGAAAACAUAGUUAAUAACAUUGACCCACUGGAAUGUACAGAAAUUCACGUGAAACAUAACUACACUAGUCAAUCUAAUGUCUGUGUUAAUCAAUUUCAAGAUGAACAACAUACCUCUGGUAGUAGUCACGAUAUAAAUUUUAGUUUCGAAGAGAAUGUUAUUAAUAAGAAGGAACAUGCAAAAUUACAUCUUAAACUGGACAAAGACGAUGAAAUAGCUCAGGAAAAUAUUAUAAACAAAGAAUCAAUAGAAAACUCAGUAAUUCAAGGUGAUAUAAAUAUUACUUCGGCUGCUUUGAAACAGCCUAUGAAUACAAUUUGUAAAGAAAAUAAUAUACCAGAAAAAAAUAUUUCGAUUAUAUCAGAAUUUAAGGAAUUCCCUAAUGUAGACACAAAUACUACAAAUAUUGUAAGACCAGAGGGUGAAUCUUUAUUAGAUAGUUCAAUAAACAUGAAAUUAGAUUGCAUGGAAAAAAAUAAUGAAAAGAAAGUUGUGGUAGUAACCGGAACAUUUUCCCACCUGGAAAAAAUAGAACCCACAUCGCAAUGUAAAAUAAAAUCUGAUGAAGAUGACAACUUUAAAGGCAAUAUAUAUAAAAGUUAUGAGUUGUGCGAAAUAGAUCCAGGAGCAGUAAACACUGCAGUAGAAACCAUGUUAAAUGGUGAUAUUGAAAUUAAAACGAUUGUAGAGAAUGUAUCAUCUUCGACAGGCAGUAGUGAAGAAUUGGAAUAUACCAAAGUGUUAGUUGAAAUUGAAAAAAAUAAAGAAUUACACAAUAGAGAAGAAAGUAUAUUAAAAAUGCUAGAUAAUUACGAUGAAAUUGAAAGAGAAACGUGUACGGUGUCACAUUCAAUUGAUGACUUAAAUUUGAACAACCAGUCUAAAGACAUCGAAAUAAUCGCUAAUGAGGUUUGUCAUCUUCGUGAUAACGUUCGAAAAGAUUUCGAUGAAGCAUGUAAUGAAGAAACUAACGAUGAAGAAAAGAUGAUCAACAAAAUAACUCAUGAUGGAUUUUCAAAACCAGAAACUUAUGAGUUUAAUAGUGAUGGUAAAAUGUUAAUUAACGUAAGCAAUGUCUUCAACGAACUAUCAGACGGUAGUCAACACCAAUAUUCCCGUAAUAAAAUAAGUUCAUUUACGAAAAACGAUUAUGAAACUAUAUGCAACAAUGUGUCGGUCUCUACAAUAGAAAACAAAAUCAUUACAAAUAAUACUAGUAAUGUGGAUACUAAAUGUUUCAUAAAUAAAACAAAUAAUAUUUUGAUAUAUAAAGAAAAACAAAUAAAUAAAGAACUUUUUUCCCCAUGGAUUCAAAAACUUAUUGUAUUUGAAGAUGGAAAAAUCCAAAAUAAGGCGAUUGAAACUACACCUGCUAAAGUCGGUAGUCCUUUUAAAACUACAGACCAAAAACUCAAUAUAUAUACAGAUAACAAUGAGCCAAAUAAUUUAAUGCGACAAGAAAAUCGGACAAACGAAGAACAAAAAAAUUGCCCUGAUAAAACCAAUUGUGAAAAAAACUUCGAUUGUAAUAAAACCGUUCCGACAAAUGAUUUAAGUAUUCUUUCGGAAGAUAAUAAUUCUAAAAUUGAAGAAAAUACAACACCUUCUGUAUGUGCUUUUCGACCAAUUUUUUUAAAAAGAUCUUUAUCCGAAUCAGCAUUAGAUGACUAUAAAGAUGAUGAAAGUAUAGAACAUUUUGUACCCAACAAGCGCAAAAAAAGAAAUCACAAUAUCAUACAUCCAGUCACAUCAGAAGAUUUGUGCAAUAUAAUCCAAACUAAUCGGAGAAAUUCUAUUUCAACUUUUUACAAUGAUGAUAAUGUAUUUAUACUUAUUGACAACGAUUUAAUUGUAGCAGAAGAAAAUGAUCAUUCUGAUAAAAUGUUUUACACUGAAAUACCAAAUGAAUUUGCAAAUAGUAUACAGCAAAAUGAUUGUAUAGUUGAUGAAACAACUACAACUAUAGCAAGUGCGAUGACUUCGCUAGAGUCUGAUUUAAUCUGUGAAGAAAAGCCCACUGUAGAAUCGUGGGUAGAAGACGUAGCCUGUAUAGAAACCGUAGUAAGUGACGAUAUUAUAGAUGAUAGUGAUUACGUGAUUGGGUCACCAAUAAAAUUAAAAAACCCUGAUGAUAAUAUAAAUGAUCAAUUUGAGUUUUGUAAUUAUGAACAUAUAGACAAAAUCAAGAACUCAUACAGUAGUAACAUGUGCAGUAACGAUAAGCAAAUUUUAAAAACUUUGUACAUGACACCACAAAUGAAUAUGAAUAAAGCACUUCUUGAUAUAGAAUCUCAUUCAGCAAGAUAUCAAGAAUUUAAUAAAACACAAGAACUUCCAAAAGAAAAUAACGAUUAUCUUGAUAAAUUUGACGACAAGACUUUAACGUAUAAUAACUGUGAAGUUAUAUAUGAAAAAGAGAACAUAAAUACAAAAGACAUAAAAAAAAGACGAAGUGAUGAGAUAAAUAAUGACCUUUAUGUUAACUUUACUAGUGAAUAUACUCAGGAAAAAGAAAAAAUCCUAUUACACAAUGAACUAAAAGGAGGCAGUAAUUUACAUAGUCCAAAAAGAACUUUAUCUAACUAUUCAAAUUCAAGCUCACCUGAAGUAUCUUCUACGACUCCUGAAGAUAAAAAUUCUAAUAUUUUAUUAAAAAUUAACAAUAACACUGAUUCUAGGAUAUCAAAUGAAAUGGACUCCAUCGAGAGAUUAAGUUAUAAACUCACUGAAAAUAAGAAAUAUCAAAACUACAAUACUAAUUUCAGUUCAUCGCGAACAUUAAUAACAAAAGCAGCCCAGAAAUAUAUUCCACCUCUAAAAGAAAGCAGUCGCGAUCUCAAAAUAAAACUUCCUUUACCUAAACAUCGCCUUCAAACAUUAAAGCAAUUAAAAGUAUCCAAAGUGGAACCAAAGAUAGAUGAUAGUGCAAUAAAAUAUACACAUAAAAAUGCAAUACCGCAGGUACCAAAAAAAAUUAAACCAAAAUUCGAAGAUGUUCUUAAAAGUAUUGAUGAAAUUCAUUUCAAGAAACGUAAAGACAAAGUAAAAAAAGGAAAGAAUGGAAUACCCAAAGUAGUUAUUAAAAAAAAUGAAAAUGGAGCACAUUUUGCAAGUUGCAAAAGUGCUAAUGACAAAGAAAUAUACAACCCGGACUUAACUGGGAGAAAAUGGCAACCAUGGGUUUUUCUUGAAAAAAAUAAUUUUAUAGAUAAAAUGGCAGUUAAGAAUAAAGUUAAAGCAAUAUAUUGCCAUCGAAAGAAUAAUUAUGUGUUGGCUGAAAAAUUUCGAAAAUAUAAAUCUAUUUAUAACGCUAAUUUCGUUAUUUCUCAACCUAGUCCAGACAAUUCAAUAAAAGGAACAUUAAAAUAUACAAUUAGGCUAAAGCACAAAUAAAUGUUUGCAUACUUUCCUGGUAUGAUGGUACACAUAUGUUGCAGUGAUUGUUAUUCCUAUGUACAUCCCACCAUAAAAUGGUCUCAAGUUCUUCUAUCAAAUACAUUCCUUUAUUGCAUCAAA
This is a messenger RNA of Melitaea cinxia (Glanville fritillary), 7314 nucleotides long. RefSeq lists its product as uncharacterized. Lineage: Eukaryota; Metazoa; Arthropoda; Insecta; Lepidoptera; Nymphalidae. Bases 205 to 7191 code for a protein of 2328 amino acids. The transcript is spliced from 2 exons. The record is from RefSeq and is a predicted model, not a curated record.